This is a messenger RNA of Drosophila ananassae, 777 nucleotides long. RefSeq lists its product as uncharacterized. The transcript has 5 exons. Bases 35 to 760 code for a protein of 241 amino acids. NCBI's taxonomy places the organism in Eukaryota, Metazoa, Arthropoda, Insecta, Diptera, Drosophilidae. The record is from RefSeq and is a predicted model, not a curated record.
GUUACAUUAAAAGUUAUUGUUUAAUUAUACUAGAAUGUAUAAGCUAUCAAAAUGUAUAUCUUGGCUUAGUAUAUGUGCCAUAGUAAUAAACUGGAGUAUUGUUAAGUCUGCUCUGCUUUUUACCACAAACUCCGAGUACGGGAUCUUUAUGGCCAUAUCGGUGCCCAUUAGUUUAACGCAUCGGAAUGUAUUUUUAUCGUACAAUUACGAGUUCAAUUACUAUCAGCCUGAGCAUGUCUACAAGUAUCCUCCCAUUUUGAUGGGUCAAGAUUUCGAGGACAGCUAUCUCACAUAUCCUACUACAGGACGUAACGCCCAUGGUGUGUGUCAUAAUUGCACAGAUUGGAAACUGAAAGAAAAUACCACCACAAAUGGUUCCACAAAAGCAUCCUCUUCUCGUGAAAAACGAGCUCUAACAUUAAUGAGCCGAACUGUGUUUUAUGCCAUGAUAAAGGAUAAAUUAAGAAGAUCUGGUUUUCCUGGCGAAGCUUGCCUUCUGCGCUUGAUUUGUGAAACAAAUGCUUCGCAACUGGGAGAGGUGAAUGGGUUUUUGGGCAGCCUAGUACACAUUAUAUUCAGUCCCAGCAGCUCCAAGGACGAGUACUUACCACAUGAGUAUUAUCAGGCCGAGUGGGAUGGCUUGAAACAUCAAAGCUGUGUAGCUUAUACCAAAAAAUGUCCAGAAAACGUCUUGGACUUGAUUUCUGUGCCACUGGAACAGGCGCUUAGCGAUAUAAUAAGUCGUCGUAGAAGAAAAUAAACUGGAGUACCAAGUAG